Aedes albopictus (Asian tiger mosquito) is the source of this 6208-nucleotide messenger RNA. RefSeq names its product alpha-tocopherol transfer protein. The record is from RefSeq and is a predicted model, not a curated record. Bases 390 to 1262 code for a protein of 290 amino acids. NCBI's taxonomy places the organism in Eukaryota, Metazoa, Arthropoda, Insecta, Diptera, Culicidae. Gene Ontology annotation, molecular function: phosphatidylinositol bisphosphate binding. The transcript is spliced from 8 exons. Gene Ontology annotation, cellular component: membrane.
AGAAAACCGGAGCUGCAAUCGGCAUGCGUGAUUUCAAAAACCGACCUAAAGCGACUUGGUCGGUUGGAUGGAGCGAAACUGGUGAAAAAUGUGUAAUAUCAUGUCGACCAGCGCGCGCAACUCUGAAGACAUGCUCUCAGGCUAUACUACGGGCGGGCACAUUGCCAAAGCAGAUCAAAUUGGCAAGACAAACGCUGUGAAUACUGAAGAAAUUAUGUGACAUGUUUCCAAGUUAGUCAAUCAACACUACAAUGUUGACCGUUGUUACAUUGAAGUAAAACAAUGAUGAAUGGGGUUUUUGUGGAAGUGUGAUUUGAAUAAUCAAACAGCCGGAGGUGGAGCCGGUGAUUCAACCUAAGCCGAUCUACAUAUCUUCUGCUACCAUCAGGAUGGGAAUAGAGAAGGCAACCAACUGGGAGGAAGGCGCUGCAGCUUUGAAAGAAUGGCUUACAACGCAACCGCAUCUACCGCAGAAUAUCCACCCGCUUCUACUGCAACGGUACAUCCACUCAACCAAAGGAGAUCUGGAGUACGCAAAAAAGAUUUUUAUUCAUGGGUUUACGAUCCGGCAGAAGAAUCCGCACAUAUUUGCCAACCGUGAUCCACUGGAGCCGAAAGUACAGCAAGUGCUACAGGCAAUUGAUAUGGUGCCUCUGCCUUCCAUUGAAGGAUGUGAAGACAAAUUUGUAUUUUAUCGGCUGGUGGAUUGUGAUCCAGAUAAAUUCCACUUCAAUGAUGUUAUUAGAACGUUUUUCAUAAUAGCCGACAGCCGUCUAGUGCAACCGGAUGUCCCAAUGAACAACGGAGGUGAUAUUCCGAUUUUCGAUAUGACUGGGUUCACGCUCAGGCAUCUUACGAAAGUGAUCCUCUCCACGUUGCGAGUGUACAUGAAAUACACACAGGAAGCACACCCAGUGCGACUGAAGGCGAUACAUGUGAUCAACUGCACUACCUUCUUGGAUCGAGUAAUGUACAUCGUGAAGCCGUUCAUGAAGAAACAAGUUGCUAACAUGUUGCAUUUCCACCUGCCAAACUCGGAAACGCUCUAUGAACAUGUUCCAAAGGAUGCCCUUCCAGAUGAAUACGGCGGAAAGCAAACAAUCGCUAAACAGAAAGCCGAAUGGUUCAAACGACUUGAAUCACUGAGGGAUUACUUCACCGACGAAUCUCGUUGGAAUAUUAACGAAUCACGGAAAAUUAACAACAACAAUAACAAUAACAAUGAACUUUGUGGUUCAUUGAGGAAGUUGGAAAUCGAUUGAGCAGUGCAAUUGGUAAUUGCCUACCCAAUAGCAUUUUAUAUCUAGACUUUGCAGUUUUUGUGUACUUACAUACAUAUGGUGAUACAAUACAGUAAAGAAUUAAGAUGAAAAUUGAAUACAUAAGCUUGAGUCUCAAAUUACAAAUUUAAUUAAUCCGAAAAACUCAGCAAUAAUGUUCUGUUGUCCAUUGUGUUACCACCCGACUUCAACAUGUACUUCGGUCUAUAGCCGCAACCAAGCAGUAGUGGUGGCUAUUGGUGGGUACUCGAUAUGCCCCGAUGAACAGACGUCACACUCCAGUCGCCUCCCAUAGAACGGUUGAUUCAAAUAUUCGGUAGUUGGUCAAUUGACCACUCGCGGUGCUGGCAUCCUGUUUGACGUUUCUCAGUGCCGCUACCUAGUGGUGGUCCGGCCAAUUACAGUACGAUUAUUGGGCGGUUGUGAUUUCGUAACCAUGUUUUUCAAUUGAAUUUGUUCUGAAUACAGUAAUGUUCCGAUUUUAUCACGCCCUCCGCACGUCAGUCCUUUAUUUUUCAUUAAUUAGCUGUUACAUUUGAGAGCAAGUGUUUCCCCGCUUCUUCAAGAUGAAUGUUGAAAGCGCGUUUUGCAACGUUAAAAAUAUUGAAAAUGUGUAUAGAGUUUGUAAAAUAUGUUGCAAACUUCCCGACCAGUAGAGCAAGGCUACCGUAUAGCAGGGUAAUUCGGGCACAAACACGGCAAUCAAAGCACCAACUCAAAGCUUAUUCAUUUAGACAACAUCUUUAUUUGGCUCCUAGCAUUGUGCCACCUAAACGCCUAAUCCUCUCUCUACGUCCUAGCUGUUUAUUCUUACUUAGAAACUAACAUUUGUCUCAUCUUUGUACUCACGCAUCGCCACCGAUCACAAACCUCGACCGCUCACUCGGGCCUCCUCGCCUGCCGGAUGCGUGUUCCCGGCCGACCCUACGGUCCGAUUCAUGAUUGGCGUCAACUCGCUCACCAAUCCGCUCCUCCGAUUACCGAUGCGAUCGUUGCUGCCUUCGAGCCUUUCGCUCCCGCGCCGGAAAGCUGGCUACCGCGUCCCGCCGAAAGCCACCGAGAACGUCUCAAGAUCGACGGUGCGCCGACGUCGGUGGUCACCCCCGCUCGGUCUGCCUGAUUGAUGUUGACGAAACUGGAACGAGAAAAAAGAGCCUUAUUUGACGAAGGCUCUUUGCUCCUGUCCUCUCGGUGUAUACGGAUCGUCACGGUUUCUUGCCUCUUCCGUCAGCGCUUGACCUCGGCUGAUCGUGCAAGAUGUCCCGCCGGGCGGCUGAAUGAUCUUCACUGGUGGGCCACGAUGCAAAACUGACACUCGUGCGGUUUGAUCUGCCAAUUGCACGGACGGCGAGUGCCACCACCGAGUUCACCGACGGUCAAACCGGGGGGAAACAGCGCUAAUCGCGUUCGGAUGUGCACGAAAUACGUCGAAUGAGGUGCAGUUUUCUCCAGAACAUGUGGCUUGGCAAUCUCGUGGUGGUGCAAAAUGGCCGCCUCCUUUUGUUGGCUGCACUAAGCGUCGGUCUCACCGAUGCAAAGGCCGAGUUCACCUUUUUCGUGUAACUGAAAUUGCCUCCAACAGCAAAUCAAUUUUCCCCUUUUUUUUUGAAGCUGGAUCCACUUCUACGCCCGUAACGUGAGCCACUACCGUUUCGACCGAUGGAUGCUUGCAAACUGCUGGCACUAUGAACGAUCGCGUGAUCAGCUCCCUCCGCCUGAUUGCCGGUGAUGGUAGUUGUGCUUGAGAAAAAAGCCUCCCUUUUUCUGGGAAUGAACAGUGCUCUCUCGAUGAACGUCGCUUGUGUGUAUGCUGCCGUCGAGCCGUACUGCAAUGUUUGCCUCUCUCGUUGCCGAGCUCGAUACUCAAUAGGUUGUCCCAAAAUUGCACAUGGUCGAAAAGCUUGGGGGCUCACCCUGCAAAUGAUAGCUAAGGGUGUUAGAAACAAACUUUUGUAUGAAGGCAACUUUCAAAAAUGACGUUUAGAGGUCGCCCCAGCGAGAUUUUUGAAAAAUGGCCAUUUUUCUUAAUAAAUUUCAUACAAAUAUUUUUCACCGUACAAAAAUUGGCAAUAUCCACUAUUUUUAUAUUUUUUGCAGCUUCAUAUGGACCCAAACUACUUGGAAAAAAUAAUUAACGACAUGUUUUGCAAGUAACUUUUUGAUACUAAAUUUUUGAAUAUACUAAAAUUUGUCAUUUUUUGAAAUACUUUGCAUUUUACCCAUCAUAAAAAGUAUCAGAACUUAAUGCUAAUUUAAAACAAUUUCCAUAAAAAGAUCGGAAAUUUUAUGAGGAAAAACUUUGCCGAAGACAGCAUUGCGUUUUUUCUAUCCGUUUUGAAGUUAUUCACGAUUUACUAUUUGGUGAAAUUUGGAUUUUUAGGUAUUUAAAAAAAACAAAAUUCACAAAAGAACUGCCCAGUAAAAAAUCACGUAUGCUCAACAAGUUUUUGUCUUGAUUGUGUUUAGGAAUUAUGGUGGCAUCAUUCAUUGAAUUUUUGUUUCCGUUGACAAAUCCAUUUUCUUUGAUACAGAAAGGUACCUACUAGCGAGAAACUUUAUCAUUAGAUACCAUUUUGAGGUGCCUCAGUAGGCCAUGGCAUUUUUAACGGUUAUGUACUGACAAUGGUUUAUACGAGCAUAAUACACAAUCAAAUGCACGGCACAUUUUCUAUACCAUUUAUUUUCUUUUUUUUUUAUUGUUCAAUGAUGUUGUUCUAAUCGUUCAAAGACAUGAAUAAAACGUUCUAGUAGUCCCUAUUUAUCAUUUUGAUCAACAUAUAGGACGAUAAAAAUGACGUCACUUGUUUAUGUCCAAAACUGUUGUUUACCAAUCAUAGCCUACCUUGUCUUAUUGUAUGCCGUGUAUGUGUUAUGGUAAUCAAAUUGUUCUAACCUUGGAUAACAUUACGUUAACUCACUGGUUCAUCUCAUCCCACCCGUUUCAAUUUGCCUCGAUGUAUCUUAUUUUCGGUGUUGAUAAGAUAGUUCAAAUCAGUAGAUGUAAAAAAGACAUGCCCUGCUUUUCAGAAUGCAUAGAAUUGGAACUUAGUAUCUAAAAAUUGGUAUUCUUACGUAAGAUGUUCGUAAUCGCGAUUUCAAUUUAACAUGGACCAACGUAUUCGCCUUUAUGCACUUUGCCACUGUUUCCUGGGCUGUUUCACUGGUCCAGGACUCAUACGUCUUCAUGUAGAAAAAUAAUUGAGAAUAUCGACAGGAAAGUAAGAUAAACGUGAAAAUAUGGCUCAACAUUUUGUGGAGAAUAUCUUCAAAAAAUCAAUAGGCUGUACGAAGCUUGUCAGGAGAGCUAGCUUUUUAAGAAAUCUUUGCUAGUUAAUUUCUAUAUGAAGGGAUUGAAUAACAAAAAAUAAAAAUCGAAUAAUGAUGUCAUCAUAAUUCCAUAACACAAUCAAGACAAAAACUUGUUGAGCAUACGUGAUUUUUUACUUUGUAUGUGAUUUUGGGUAGUUCUUAUGUGACAUUUUUAGAAAAAUCCUAAAAAUUCAAAUUUCACCAAAUAGCAAAUUGUGAAUAACUCUAAAACGGAUAGAAAAAACGCAAUGCUGUCUUCGGCAAAGUUUUUCCUCAUAAAAUUUCCGAUCUUUUUAUGGAAAUUGUUUUAAAUUAGCAUAAGGUUCAGAUACGUUUUAUGAUGGGUAAAAGGCACAGUAUAUCAAAAAAUGACAAAUUUUAGUAAAUUCAAAAAUUCAGUUUCAAAAAGUUACUUGCAAAACAUGUCGUUAAUUAUUUUUCCCAAGUAGUUUGUGUCCAUAUCAAGCUGAAAAAAAUAUAAAAAUAGUGGGUAUUGCCAAUUUUUGUACGGUAAAAAAUAUUUGUAUGAAAUUUAUUAUGAAAAAUUGCCAUUUUUCAAAAAUCUCGCCGGGGCGACCUCUAAACGUCAUUUCUGAAAGUUGCCGUCAUACAAAAGUUUGUUUCUAACACCCUUAGCUAUCAUUUGCAGGGUGAGCCCCCAAGCUUUUUGACCAUGUGCAAUUUUUGGGACAACCUAAUACUCAACGUAUCCGAUCGAGGCCUGCGUGAUCGGAAUGGAGUGCUUUGUGUGUGUGGUGUGCGGUGGUCAACAUGAGCGCGAGUUUCAGGAUUGCGAGUCGAUGAUGGUAGGCAUUACAGAGGUGCUUAAGUUGUUCUUGGCGGAACAAAUUUUUACUCAUAAGUCGGAGCAUUUACAAAUGGUCUUAUGGUUUAACGAAUUCCUAAUGGCACAGCUGCUAAUCACAAACUUAAACGUAACAAAUAUUCAAAAGCAAUUUUGAAAAGGGGCGUGAUAAAAUCGGAACAAUACUGUAUUACGUUUGUUUCGCUGUGCUUACACCAUAGAAGUUUGAAAAUAACACUAAUUUCGGAAAAGAUGUACAACACUACCCAUGGACAGCGGCAGCCAUCAAAGAUAUCUCGAUUGCAAAAUUAAACAUUAGAGAGCAUUUUGGCGACAUAAAAAGGAAACAAUAUUGAACUUUUGGUACACUAUCCAAAACACACAGGUGCAGCAAUAGAAACAUCCUUCACAGAAUACUUAACCCUGCAGGACGCGCGCCGUUAUAAAAAGUACAACACUACCUCGCUCGUCGUAUACAGCGCAAGUGUGGUGCAAAUUCCCCUCCAGAGACAGUCUUUUUAUGGGUCCCAGGUAACUGAGGUCGAUCCGAAUUAAUCCGAAUUAAUACCUGUUAAUGUCCGUCAUACCCGGACGAAACGAAGGGUUCGCCAGGCUCUUGGCCGAACAGUAACGGAAGCUAAUCGACGACGGCCAGCGGUAAAGUUGGCUAGAUAUGCCUGAGAGUGCUUACUUUCAAUCGGAUGCUCUUGAGUAACUAGAGUUCACACCCCAUGCAAUACUGUAACCGAUUCACUGUGGCAAUCACAUUGUUCAAAAGAUCAAUUGACCGUGGGAAAAGGAAAUGAGAAAUGAU